Drosophila santomea is the source of this 5118-nucleotide messenger RNA. Its product is annotated as mucin-5AC. NCBI's taxonomy places the organism in Eukaryota, Metazoa, Arthropoda, Insecta, Diptera, Drosophilidae. The record is from RefSeq and is a predicted model, not a curated record. The transcript is spliced from 6 exons. Bases 808 to 4845 code for a protein of 1345 amino acids. Gene Ontology annotation, molecular function: protein binding.
GCGUUCAGAACGAGAAAACUAAUCGCACGGUGGAUACUGUAGUACAAAAUAAUACAAAAAAAAAAAACAUUAAAAGACUCUUCUUCGGAAACUCAAAGACUAGAAGACAUUUUUUGUGGUCAAGGAUGAUCGAACCCUUGAGUGGCAGUGGUGAAGUGCAAGCAUGAACAAAUAAAUCUGUGGAGUUAUAUUCUGUUCUUAUUUUUUGUUGUUGUGCCCCACAGUAAUAGUGGAUAUAAGGAAACCUCAACCUAGACAGCUGUGAAGCGAACAAAUUUUUCUUUUGAGCCGCCGUGUGUAGAUAUAUAUACAUACGAGUAUAUGUAUAUGGUUCAUUAAAAGUGUGGCAGAACUUUGGCACUGGCGACGACAAGUAACGAGCGACGACGACCUGUGGCAAUGCUCCAGCAAAUUGUGCGGGUAAUUUCCAGCUCGGCUUAAUUUGGUCUAAGUCGCAGCCAAAUGGUCAUGCGCACCGUUGGCCGCCGCCGCUGUCAUUCGAAAGUUGCCUCCUCUGCGUGACACACAUUUCGGAGCAUUAGAAGCAUUCGACUCCACACAUCUGGCAGACAAGUUGGAGCUCUGCCCUGCCGCAUCCACUGGGAGUUAUAUACACAGAUCUGUAUACAUCUGUAUAUAUCUGUAUAUACAUACGUGGGCAUACCCAAGGGGUACCUCAAACAGCCUGGCCCAAGUCCAAAGUCGCCUCUGUUGCAUUAUUCAUGCUCUUCGGCGGCAUCCACGUCCACGUCCACGUCCACUUCUACGCAACGGGAACGGGAACGGCAACGGAAUCCACGAACGAAGAUGACGCUGCGCUUAGUCAGCAUAUUAUCGGCGGCAUUACUACUCCUAUGGCCCGCACAGCUGGAUGCAUUUAUCACACCGAAUACAGGCUGCCAUCACAAUGGCACUUGGUUCGCAGACAAGUCGGUGGUGCCCAGCAUGGAGAAGUGUCUGAACUGCCAGUGUAACCGCAGGACACUAGUGUGUCGCCUGAAAGUGUGUCCCGAAAUGCCAAUGCCACCGCCCAGGGGCUGUGUGGUGGUCCAGAAGAAGAGCUCCUGCUGCCCGUAUCUUUCCUGCGCCAGAUUGGAUGCCUUCUACAAGAUACCCACCAAGCGGCGCAUCAUCGCGUAUCUGGAUCACUACGAAAGGGAGUCCAUCGAUCGGGUGGUCAACGAUAAUAUGCUGCAGAGACGAUCAGAUGAUUCGGACACGGACAUGUUUGUUUGUGUGAAAAAUGGCACUGUCUACAAGUCGGGAUCGGCCAUGUCGUCUUCGAACUUGUGCAGCUACUGCUAUUGCAUAGGUGGCACCGAGAAGUGUGUGAAGCCCAAGUGCAUGCUGCCCGUGGAGGGCUGCAAGCCCAUAUUUGUGGACUCCACCUGCUGUCCCGUGCGAUACGAUUGCAGCAGCAAAACGUCGGGCAAAUCCUCUCAAGAGGUGCGCUACAGGAAGACCUCGAACAAGCACUUUCUGCGCAUGUCACAGCGCCUGCAGCGCAAUCGAGGCUGCACUGUGGGCGCCCAGUUCUACGCAGAGGGUCAGAAGAUGCGAUCGGAUGCGGACAAGCCCUGCGACAUAUGCUUCUGUAUCCGGGGAACUAGGCGAUGUGCUCCAAAGAAGUGCUCGCCGGCUCUGAAGAACUGCAUUCCGGUGGUGCCGAAGGGCCAGUGCUGUCCAUCGAGUUACGACUGUGGCAGUCAGCGGGAUUAUCGUAGAUCGCACAACUCCAGGCAGUUCAAUCUGUAUAACAUGCUGUUUGGCAAGGAGGAACCGGAACUCCAGCCGGAGACAGCUAUAAUACCCCAGAAUUCCAUGGCCGAGAGGUAUCCACACGAUCGUCAUCCCACGCGAGCUCCUCUGGGUAAUCCCCUGGAGGUCAGCAGUGAAAAGAGCAUUAUGGACACACUUCGCGAGGGCCUGGAGUUCAUAGAUGGCAAUAACAACAAGAUGCUGGCUAAUAACUUGGACCUUGUGGGCAUGAGAACCACCCAAGAACCGCCUCUAAUGCGAACGGAAUCCAGUGAGGGAGUGAGCAGUUCUACGACACUAAGUUUCCUGGAUUUGCUAUUGGGUCCGAAUACGGAAACCACGAGCCACGAGGAAAUAAGGCAACCGGAAUCCACAACGUCCAAGAACACACUCUCCUGGAUGGAUAUACUCUUGGGUCCGGACGAAGAGGAGCUUGGCCCCAAAACAGAAGCCUAUUUGGAGACCAGUACCACUCUAAAUCAACCUGAUGGUUUCAGUGCCUCAACGAACAGCAUAAAACGCAUUGCCGAGGACUUUGACGAGCAAUUGGACAAUGGUGAAAUGGCUGUGGGCGAACUGCCGGCGGAAGCCCAACAAAUUGGUAUCGCAAAUGCUGGGAUUUGGCCAACACCAUCCACAGAAGUAAUGCCCCCACCAAAAGAGGAACCUAGCCUGUUCAAUGUCUUGAUAGAUGGCUUGUCUGGCAUACUCGAAGAACCACUCAAUCAAACCUCCAGCUCCACAAGUACAACAACCACUACCGAAAAGCCAACCACGCUGCAUGCACCACCCAUGUUUCGACCAUUGCCAAGUGGCAAGCCCGUUCACACGCGAAUCAACUCCAAGCUGGCGAAUCUCACAGUGACGCCGCCCAUGCUGGUGGUCACUAGCAAAUAUGGUCAACCAGUGACCCACCGGACGACAAACAAGAGGGUCAAUGCAACCACUGGUUCUACGACAGCCAAAAGCACAGAAAGACCCAGUGCAAGCACCACCGAGCAAAGCGCAGUAGAUACCACUAUUAAAACCACAUCAAAGCCACAGAGUACUACGGUGAAACCCAAGCCGAAGACUACUAGAAGAACCACUACUACUCCAAAACCUACAACUCUAAAAGCUACUGCUCCAAAACCCACUACUCCAAAACCUACAGCGCCAAGACCUUCAACAACAAAGCCCACUACUCCAAAGCCUAACACUUCUGCGAAACCCGCACCCCCACCGAAAUCCACAACGCAAAGACCCACUUCCACUUCGAAACCCACAACUACAACAACAAGCACCACAACAAGAGCCACCAUUCGCGCCACCAGCAAGCCAAAGUUUAAGCCGAAACCCAAACCCUAUGUUACCAGUACUGCAAAACCGCUGGUGAUCGAAACUAAUCCGAGUAUCCUGGAGGCUGAGCCACUAGACACCAACGGUGAGCCCACACUGCCUCCCAGUCUGCCCAACCUGAAGAUUAUACCCUUCCUCCCAACUGAUGCUGUGGACACGGUUCCCAAGGAGCCGUAUCCCACCAACUUCUAUCAGCAGAAGGUGGCUUCGGAUAAGAUGGAUGUGGUUGGCUAUGACAGCAUGGAUGACACGGUGGCUCUAUACUCGCAAUCCCAGCCGGAUCAGGCUGCCUACAAGUACAAGUUCAACGUGGAAGUGCCAGCCGUGGAAGCUGCGCCAGAGCCAGUGGUUCAUGUGGGUGGGAAAUACGAAGGAAGUGCGGCGUACGUCAACUUCGACUUCGAAAGUCCUGUGGUGCCACCGCCGCACAAUGGAUUCUCACCACCCACCGAAACGGAGGGCGGUUUCAUGCCCAAGGAACCGCUGGUGAUCGAUGGCGAAGUCCUUCAGGAGCACGUCACCUCGAGUGGAAUCAGCCAAGGUCCAGUUGAUAACUUCCAUGUGACGCAGCACAUUAUCGACAUCACAACCGCGGGGACACGGGAAAAUGAUACUGCUUCCAUAGAAAUCACCACACCCGACCCCUUCAAAAAUGUCAUACACACAGAGCCGUCGCCCAAUCUCGAUGAACUAAUCGUUGACAAGGCGCACAAAAAGCCGAUUGAAGAGCAUAUUGAGACCGUCACUUACAGUGUUAGCAACUCAACAGGCUCCUCCAUAUCCUCCACCAGCACAUCCACAACGAAAACAACAACGGAAAAGGAAGCCCCCUUGAUGGAUAAAUAUGAAAUCAAUAAAUUGGAUAAGCUCUUGGAUGAGUUGCUCGGUAUGGAGUUGUCCAAAGAGGAUGCAGCACAGGCGAGCAGCACAGUGCCUGCAUUUAAGCAACUGCCAACGGCAACGCCAACGACGGCAAAAUCAACAUCAGCAACUGCAGCAUCAGCAACUGCAGCAACAGCAACUGCAGCAGCAAAAGUAACUGCAGCAAUUGCAUCAAGCACAGCAGCAACAUCGAGCACAGGUCGGCCAACAGCAACGACACGUGCUCCGGCCAAAAAGGGAAACGGCAAAACGAAAAACAAACAGGCCACCGGCAAUAGACGCAAAGUCCAGAGUGGCACGCGACGCCAAAGUACACCAACAAGCACUCGAUCCCCGCCAGCAGCGACAACAGCGACAUCAGCGACAUCAGCGGCAUCAGCGGCAUCAACUGCGUCAACAGCCGCGGGGCAGGCCACAACAACGGGGAGCACUCUGCAUCCAUUUUUAAACUCACCGUUCGACAAAUUACCCUUCAUGGAUACCAGCUAUGAGGUAAGACCGCACAGAUUGCAACCGCAGCAGCAGCAGCAUCAGCAGCAGCAGCAGCAACAUGAGCAGCCACAGCAGCAGCAAUUCCACCAUUACCAACAUGCAACACGACCGCCGACAGCAGCCCCACCAGCGGCGCCAUCAUCCCCGGAGGAUGUGCACCAGGAUUCAGGUUCUAGUUCUGAUUCUGUUUCGAGGGAGCGGACGAGUGGAGGAUUGCCGGGUGGCGAUGAUCCGCUUGGUCAGCUGAAACUGGCGGGCUGCAACAUAUACGGACGCAUGUAUCGGGUGGGUCGCAUCAUCGUGGAGCUAUCCAGCCAGUGCCUGGAAUGCAAGUGCACCGAGGUGGGCGUCAAGUGCGGCCCAUUAGACUGUUAAUUUAGAUAUCCUAUCCCACUCCCCCCUAUGAUUGUAAUCCCCCAGGAAGAGUGUAGAGGUUAAGUGUCAGUUUGUAGCAGUAGCUUUUAGUUCGCAUGCUAAUCCCCCCUAGCUGUAUCGCAUAGUACAGGGUAGUUUAGGCCUUCGCUAGACCCUAAGUUGUAUCAUAGAAAAGAAAUAAUUUAAUGAUAAUAUUUAUAACAUAGCUUGGCAUUUAUAACAUACAAUAAUUAAGGCAAUAUUCAGUUAAGAGCUACACGAAAUAUAAUAAAA